Molecule: messenger RNA, 339 nt
Organism: Maudiozyma saulgeensis
Lineage: Eukaryota; Fungi; Ascomycota; Saccharomycetes; Saccharomycetales; Saccharomycetaceae
Source: the annotation of a GenBank genome assembly
AUGGCUGGUAAGACUGAAUUUGAAGCUGGUAGUGCAAAGAAAGGUUCUACUCUUUUCAAGACUAGAUGUCUACAAUGUCAUACUAUUGAAAAAGGUGGCCCAAAUAAAGUUGGUCCAAAUCUAAGUGGUAUCUUUGGUAGAUAUUCUGGUCAAGUUGAAGGUUUCUCUUAUACUGAUGCUAAUAUUAAGAAACACGUCUUAUGGGAUGAACAAAAUAUGUCUGACUAUUUAACUAAUCCAAAGAAAUAUAUUCCAGGUACUAAGAUGGCUUUCGGUGGUCUAAAGAAACAAAAAGAUAGAAAUGAUUUGAUCACUUACAUGAAGGAAGCUUCUGCAUAA